This is a messenger RNA of Zophobas morio, 894 nucleotides long. Its product is annotated as farnesol dehydrogenase-like. Gene Ontology annotation, molecular function: oxidoreductase activity. Lineage: Eukaryota; Metazoa; Arthropoda; Insecta; Coleoptera; Tenebrionidae. The coding region runs from base 78 to 839 and encodes 253 amino acids. The transcript has 4 exons. The record is from RefSeq and is a predicted model, not a curated record.
CCACUCCAGUUCCUAGAUUAGUGCGUGCGUCAGUCUGUAGUAAAAAUUCGAAGUGGCAAGACACGCAUUAUCUAACGAUGGUGUUAUCAAUGGAUCGCUGGACAGGCAAAGUCGCCGUGAUAACCGGAGCUAGUGCCGGUAUAGGGGCCGCUAUCGCCAAACAACUAGUCGAAGAAGGCCUCCAGGUGGUGGGCUUAGCCCGACGUUCCGAACGCGUUGAAGACCUCGCCAAACAACUUGAAGGUAAAAAAGGGAAACUCCACGCCGUUAAAACUGACAUAUCGAAAGAAGAAGACAUCCUGAAAGCUUUCAAGUGGGUAUCAGACAAUUUAGGGCCCGUCCAUAUCUUGAUAAACAACGCCGGAAUCAUCCAACAAACCAAUCUAACAGAAGGCGACACCGAAAAAUGGAAGAAAAUUUUCGACACGAACGUCCUCGGUUUGUGCAUUGCCACAAGAGAAGCCGUCAAAAUCAUGAAAGCUAACAAAAUUGAUGGCCACAUUGUUCACAUCAACAGUGUAGCAGGUCAUAAGGUACCUAAUUUUCCGGGAUUGAAUGUGUAUCCGGCAUCUAAAUAUGCUGUGACGGCUCUCACGGAAACUCUGAGGCAAGAGUUGAACCAUUUGGGACUUAAAAUAAAAAUUACGAGUGUCAGCCCAGGUCUUGUCGGUACUGAAAUUUUUGAAGCUAACAACUCGAGCAUAACGGCUGAACAACUGCAAAAAAUGAAUUCUCUGGAAUCAGAGGAUAUUGCUGAUUCCGUGUUGUACGUGUUAUCGACACCACCUCAUGUUCAGGUGCACGAAUUAACUAUUAAGCCGGUCGGAGAAACUGUCUAAUUCGUUACUAGUUAGUUUUUUGUGUAUCAGUAUUCAAAUAAACUCGUGUAGAAAA